Messenger RNA from Cebus imitator (Panamanian white-faced capuchin), 1821 nucleotides. It is a transcript of the gene TACR2, whose product is annotated as tachykinin receptor 2. The transcript has 7 exons. NCBI's taxonomy places the organism in Eukaryota, Metazoa, Chordata, Mammalia, Primates, Cebidae. Gene Ontology annotation, cellular component: plasma membrane; sperm midpiece. Gene Ontology annotation, molecular function: substance K receptor activity. Gene Ontology annotation, biological process: positive regulation of flagellated sperm motility; G protein-coupled receptor signaling pathway. The record is from RefSeq and is a predicted model, not a curated record. The coding region runs from base 388 to 1668 and encodes 426 amino acids.
CCAGAGAUUCUUUCUGUGCCUACUCUGACGGGGAAGGUUUCCUGAAUUACCGGAGGAGAAACCUGGGUUUGAGUCCUGACUUGUCACCAGCUUCCUGAGUGACCUGGGCUGGUCCCACCCCCUCUUGGAAUCUCCGUCUUCCACCUCUUCAGCGAAGGGGUUGAUUUAUAAGAUGUUUUCUGCUCUGACACUAUAAUUUGAAUUCUCUAUUUCCACGUGACAUUCGAGAAGUCUGGCCGGCAGGAUGGAAUCUGAAAUGACAGUGGCUCUGGACUGGGCUUUGUGCUCAGCCCAACUCAUCUUUGCCUGAGACCUAGGAGUGGCCCCUGGCUUUCCUGACGUGCCACCACCCUUGGCAUCUGCUCCUCUCCCUGCCCCCAUAUACCCAUGCUCCGAAGGGGAGUUCUCUUCCAUAGCAAAUCUGGGAGGUGCCGAGGAACCGGGCCCUUUGUUCCAGACCCAGAAGCAGCCAUGGGGAUCUGUGAUGUUGUGACUGAGGCCAAUGUCUCAUCUGACCCUGAGAGCAAUAUCACAGGCACCACAGCCUUCUCCAUGCCCAGCUGGCAGCUGGCACUGUGGGCCACAGCCUACCUAGCCCUGGUGCUGGUGGCCGUGACGGGCAAUGCCACGGUCAUCUGGAUCAUCCUGGCCCAUCGGAGGAUGCGCACGGUCACCAACUACUUCAUCGUCAACCUGGCUCUGGCCGACCUCUGCAUGGCUGCCUUCAACGCCACCUUCAACUUUGUCUAUGCCAGCCACAACAUCUGGUACUUUGGCCGCGCCUUCUGCUACUUCCAGAACCUCUUCCCCAUCACAGCCAUGUUUGUCAGCAUCUACUCCAUGACCGCCAUCGCCGCCGACAGGUACAUGGCCAUCGUCCACCCCUUCCAGCCUCGGCUCUCAGCCCCCAGCACCAAGGCGGUUAUUGCUGGCAUCUGGCUGGUGGCUCUUGCCCUGGCCUCCCCCCAGUGCUUCUACUCCACCAUCACCAUGGACCAGGGUGCCACCAAGUGCGUGGUGGCCUGGCCUGAAGACAGCAGGGGCAAGACACUACUCCUGUACCACCUCGUGGUGAUCGCCCUCAUCUACUUCCUGCCGCUGGCAGUGAUGUUCGUCGCCUACAGCGUCAUCGGCCUCACGCUCUGGAGGCGCCCAGUGCCGGGACAGCAGGCGCACGGUGCCAACCUGCGCCACCUGCAGGCCAAGAAGAAGUUCGUGAAGACCAUGGUGCUGGUGGUGGUGACGUUCGCCGUCUGCUGGCUGCCCUACCACCUCUACUUCCUCCUGGGCAGCUUCCAGGAGGACAUCUACUGCCACAAGUUCAUCCAGCAGGUCUACCUGGCACUCUUCUGGUUGGCCAUGAGCUCCACCAUGUACAAUCCCAUCAUCUACUGCUGCCUCAACCACAGGUUCCGCUCUGGAUUCCGGCUUGCCUUCCGCUGUUGCCCGUGGGUCACACCCACCGAAGAAGAUAAACUCGAGCUGACUCCCACGCCCUCCCUCUCCACGAGAGUCAACAGGUGUCACACUAAGGAGACUUUGUUCAUGGCUGGGGAUGCAGCCCCGUCCGAAGCUACCAAUGGGGAGGCGGGGCAUCCCCAAGAUGGAUCGGGGCUAUGGUAUGGGUAUGGUUUGCUCAUCCCCACCAAAACUCAUGUUGAAAUUUGAUCCCAAUGUGGCCCAGUUGGGAAGCAGGGGCUAGUGGGAGGUGUUUGGGUAUUAGGGGUGGAUCCCUUAUGAAUAGAUUAAUGCCCUUCAGCUGGAGUGAAUCCUCACUCUUGUGGGAAUGGACCAGUUCCCAAGAUAACAAGUUGUUAGAAA